Messenger RNA from Penicillium antarcticum, 1074 nucleotides. RefSeq names its product putative zinc-containing alcohol dehydrogenase. Gene Ontology annotation, molecular function: oxidoreductase activity; zinc ion binding. NCBI's taxonomy places the organism in Eukaryota, Fungi, Ascomycota, Eurotiomycetes, Eurotiales, Aspergillaceae. The record is from RefSeq and is a predicted model, not a curated record. The coding region runs from base 1 to 1074 and encodes 357 amino acids. The transcript is spliced from 3 exons.
AUGAAAGCCGUUAUAUACAACGGAGACAGUAAGAUCGCAGUCGAAGAUCGUCCGAAACCGAUGAUUUUGGAACCCACCGACGCUAUCAUCAAGGUUGUUCAUACCACUAUUUGUGGGACAGACUUGCACAUUCUACAAGGCCACGUUCCGACAUGUAUUCCAGGCCGCGUCCUUGGCCAUGAAGGAGUGGGCCUCGUUCAAUCUCUCGGUCCUGCUGUUAGGAACUUCACCGUCGGCCAAAUGGUGCUCAUCUCCUGCAUCACCAGCUGUGGAAUGUGUCAUUACUGCCGCAGAAAGAUGCCAUCCCAAUGCGAAUCCGGCGGUUGGAUCCUAGGAAAUAAGAUUGACGGUACCCAGGCUGAGUAUGUUCGCAUUCCUCAUGCACCGUUCUCCCUGCAUGUGCUGCCGGAGAGCAUCGAUCGGAAAGUUGCGGUCACCUUAUCCGACACGGUCCCGACUUCUUAUGAGUGUGGAAUCUUGAACGGCGAUAUUAAACCUGGGUCUUCUGUCGCAAUCAUAGGAACAGGCCCUAUUGGGUUGAUGAUCCUCCAAAUGGCGAAGAAUCUGUUCGGGCCGUCGAUGACGGCGGUAAUUGGCAGGGGUAUUCCAAGGCUUGAGACGGCAAAGUCCAUGGGCGCCGACCACACAUUUAGUAUUAUUGAGGGACACGAUGCUGUGAUGUCUUCAGCUCUAGCAGCGACCAAGGACCGAGGGUUUGAUGUUGUUAUCGAAGCAGUCGGGACACCUGAGUCUUUCGAAAUUGCACAAGGUCUGGUAGGCGCUGGGGGAACUAUCGCUAGUUUGGGCGUCUUUGGCGAGUCGUGCAAACUGCACCUGGAAAAGCUGUGGAGUCGCAAUAUCUGUUUGAGGACUCGCCUCAUUGAUGCCAUUACUACUCCGGAUCUACUGAAGAUGGUUGAAGCCGGUGGCAUUGAUCCCAAAUUCCUAGUUUCACACAGUUUUACAUUUGAUGAUAUUCACAAUGCAUACGAAGCAUUCGAGGCAUCUUCCAAGCAUGGCGCCCUGAAGGUAGUAGUCACCAUGCCCGAUCUUGUUAUGAAUGGCUCUUCCUAG